Messenger RNA from Fraxinus pennsylvanica, 1485 nucleotides. NCBI's taxonomy places the organism in Eukaryota, Viridiplantae, Streptophyta, Magnoliopsida, Lamiales, Oleaceae. The record is from the annotation of a GenBank genome assembly.
AUGGACAGAGUGAUUCAGCCUCCCUUGGUAGACACAACAGCAUGCCUUUGUCGGGUAGAUGCAGGCCUCAAAACUGUAUCUGGAGCUAAAAAGUAUGUGCCGGGUACAAAGCUUUGUCUUCGACCUGACAUCAAACCUUCUAUUCACCCCACUAGACAGAAGUCACCACAUGACAGAAAUUGGAGUCAAUCCCCUCUGCUUCCUGGACUUCCAGAUGACCUUGCCAUUGCUUGCUUGAUCCGUGUUCCAAGAAAUGAGCAUCGAAAGCUCCGGUUAGUCUGCAAGAGAUGGGGACGUCUUUUGGCAGGUAAUUUUUUUUACUCACUUAGGAAGAAUCUUGGAAUUACAGAGGAAUGGAUAUACGUUAUGAAGAAAGACCGAGAUGGAAAAAUAUCAUGGCACGCCUUUGACCCCAUAUACCAGCUUUGGCAGCCUCUUCCUCCCGUCCCCAAAGAAUAUUCUGAAGCCCACGGUUUUGGGUGUGCUGUCCUUAGCGGUUGUCACCUCUAUUUGUUUGGUGGCAAAGAUCCAGUGAAAGGUUCAAUGAGGAAAGUCAUUUUUUAUAGUGCCCGCACUAAUAAAUGGCAUCGAGCCCCAGAAAUGCUUCGGAGGCGACAAUUUUUUGGCUGUUGUGUUAUAAACAACUGUUUGUAUGUAGCUGGUGGGGAGAAUGAGGGCGUUCACCGGUCCUUAAGAUCAGCCGAAGUUUAUGAUCCUAACAAGAACAGGUGGUCCUACAUUUCUGAUAUGAGCACUGCAAUGGUGCCUUUUGUAGGGGUCGUUUAUGAAGGCAAGUGGUUCUUGAAGGGGAUAGGUUCCCACCGACAGGUUUCAAGCGAGGUCUACCAACCUGAAACAGAUAGCUGGCGCCCCAUCUAUGAUGGUCUGGUUGCAGGUUGGAGGAGCCCGAGCACUACGGUUAGAGGCCAUCUCUACGCGAUGGACUGCAAAGAUGGCUGCAAUCGUCGAGUUUAUGACGAAGCAACUGGUUCUUGGAGCAAACAGAUUGAUGGUAAAAUGCAUUUAGGGAACUCAAAAGCUUUAGAGGCUGCAGCACUUCUCCCUCUUAACGGGAAGUUAUGCAUCAUUCGGAACAACAUGAGUAUUUCACUAGUCGACGUCUCGAAAUCAGACCAUGGUUCUUCAUGCUUGAAGAUCGUAAUUAUACAUGAGCCUAAGGAGACCAUCAAUGCUCAAGGCUGUUCUUGUAGGAGAAAAGAUGUUAGCAUGUGCCGCCUAAGAGUUGAGAAUGACUAUGUUCAAUCAGAUCAGCGAGCUUUCUAUUAUCUGGAGAAGGCAGUUGACCAGGGCCAUGCUGGUGCUGCUAUAGCCUAUGGAUCUCUUCUUCUUAGAGGGGUUCAAGUUCCUGAGCUACUAACCAAAUUCAAUGCAAAAAGAGGAUAUCCUCCAACAGAAAAUCGAGGAAGAAUGCUAGAAGCCUCGAACUUAAUCCAGUUGAAAUGGCAAGAGAACAAUUCGAGAUAG